This is a messenger RNA of Erythranthe guttata (spotted monkey flower), 616 nucleotides long. The record is from RefSeq and is a predicted model, not a curated record. NCBI's taxonomy places the organism in Eukaryota, Viridiplantae, Streptophyta, Magnoliopsida, Lamiales, Phrymaceae.
AUGGAGUCCCUUGCAAAAGUUCUUCCUGGAGUACCAAGCAUUGAAGAAGGUGUCCAGAUCUAUAGAAAUUUCUACUCGGAAGAAAAAGAAAGGUUGAAUGGUGUUACUGCUAUAUGUGGAUUGAGCUGCAGCGGAGUUCAGAAGCUUCUAGGGUUUGUAGAGACUAUCGGAACAAAUCCAGAAUCACUUCCUCCCACAACAUCAACUCUGCUUUCAACAUUUUUGGCUACGCAUAAUCGUCAUGUAUUGACGCUGCAUAACUUAUGUAUUCACACUCUUGUUUGGUUUGAGGUAAAAGGUUCGACUCUGACAAACGGUGCGAGGGCUCUAUCAAAGCAUAUCAACAGAAGCAGUCAAGGGUACUGGGGUGCCUUAAAUGGGAACGAUUAUGAGAAAAAUAGACAAGCUGUGGAAGUCAUAAAUCGGGUAAUGAGUGAGUGUAUAUGGAUGAACAUGCAUACUGUUCAACCCCAUGGAUGCAUCUUCGAGAUCAGGACUCGUGAUGGUUAUGGUGCCCGUUGGUCCGGAGAUGGAAUCAAGUUUAUAGGAUUUCUCGAGCCAUAUGAGGUGGACGGGCACUCCAAAGGCUGGAAACAUUAGUAACACUUAACUCGUU